Kogia breviceps (pygmy sperm whale) is the source of this 673-nucleotide messenger RNA. The record is from RefSeq and is a predicted model, not a curated record. NCBI's taxonomy places the organism in Eukaryota, Metazoa, Chordata, Mammalia, Artiodactyla, Physeteridae.
CCUUGCCUCUGGACCGGGGACCCCGAGACCCCUUCUGAAAGCUCUGCGGAGCCGCAUUGCGACGGGGGCUGGCCUUUCUGAAGCGGGUCUGAGACACAUUGCGAUUCGUUCCGAGGGAAUCAAGACGGGAGAGACGCCUUCGUCCGCGAGGGAGGCAGUUCCCGUCCGGGGAUCUUAGAAACCCUGCGGUCCAUCAUGAAGUUCCAGUAUAAGGAGGACCAUCCCUUUGAGUAUCGGAAAAAGGAAGGAGAAAAGAUCCGGAAGAAAUAUCCGGACCGGGUCCCUGUGAUCGUGGAGAAGGCUCCCAAGGCCAGGGUGCCUGAUCUGGACAAGAGGAAGUACCUAGUGCCCUCUGACCUCACUGUCGGCCAGUUCUACUUCUUGAUCCGGAAGAGGAUCCACCUGAGACCCGAAGACGCCUUAUUCUUCUUUGUCAACAACACCAUCCCUCCCACUAGCGCGACCAUGGGCCAGCUCUAUGAGGACAACCACGAGGAAGACGACUUCCUGUACGUGGCCUACAGUGACGAGAGUGUCUACGGGAAGGGAAACAGACUGCUGUGAGGUGAAGAGCCCUAUGAAAACACCCACAUGGCAAGGAAAUGAGCCUCCAGUCAAUAGCCAGUGAGGACCCUCUGAGACCAGCCAACACCCAUGUGAGUGAGCUUGGAAG